AUGGCCAGGACAGUCAACGUCUUUGUUCGCUCACCAGACACUCGUUCAGAGCGGCGAUAUGAUCUGGCUCUCACAGUAGGGCAACUCAAGAACAAGUUGGAGCUAGUGACCGGCAUACCGCCUCAGAACCAGAAGAUAUCGGUGUAUGCCAACGAAGAUGUACCAGAGCCCAUCAUCGUUUUGUCCGAUGACAAUCGGCCACUUGGUUUCUACGGCGUCCGCGACUGGCAGCUCUUGAAAGUGGACGACUUGAACCCGUCAGUGUCGUUUACCGGGCAGCUCACGGACACUUCCCAAGUGGAUAAAUUUGAGCUAAGCCCAGAGGAGUAUGAGCAGAGACAAGACACUGUGCUUGCAUACAAGCAGCGGAACAAGAUCGGCCGAUUUGCCGAAAAGCCCGCCGAGGAGGAUGUGGAAGGGGAGGAGGUAGAAAUCCAGAUUGGCGCACGAUGCGAAGUAGAGUCCGCCGAGGAAGAUUUCCGGAAGCGAGGGACUGUGAAGUUUGUUGGGUCGACGGAGUUUGCCAAGGGCGUGUGGGUGGGCAUCGAAUACGACGAACCCAUAGGGAAGAACGAUGGCUCUGUCAAGGGCAAGAAGUACUUCGAGUGCAAGCCAAACUUUGGUGUCUUUGUGAAGCCGGACCGAGUCAAAGCAGGCGACUUCCCCGUCGAGGAGAUCAACUUCGAUGAUGAGGAAAUGUGA
Molecule: messenger RNA, 702 nt
Organism: Epithele typhae
Lineage: Eukaryota; Fungi; Basidiomycota; Agaricomycetes; Polyporales; Epitheliaceae
Product: CAP Gly-rich domain-containing protein
Exons: 5
Coding region: 1-702 (233 amino acids)
Biological process (GO): post-chaperonin tubulin folding pathway; tubulin complex assembly; cytoplasmic microtubule organization
Cellular component (GO): nucleus; cytoplasm; microtubule plus-end
Molecular function (GO): microtubule plus-end binding; alpha-tubulin binding
Source: RefSeq, a predicted model, not a curated record